This is a messenger RNA of Lates calcarifer (barramundi perch), 1179 nucleotides long. It is a transcript of the gene bdh2, whose product is annotated as 3-hydroxybutyrate dehydrogenase, type 2. The coding region runs from base 113 to 850 and encodes 245 amino acids. Gene Ontology annotation, molecular function: 3-hydroxybutyrate dehydrogenase activity. The transcript has 10 exons. NCBI's taxonomy places the organism in Eukaryota, Metazoa, Chordata, Actinopteri, Centropomidae. Gene Ontology annotation, cellular component: cytoplasm. The record is from RefSeq and is a predicted model, not a curated record. Gene Ontology annotation, biological process: siderophore biosynthetic process.
GCGCACUUCCUGUUCGGGAACCAAUAGCAGUAGAAGCAGAGGGCAGCGUGACGGGCUUUCCUGCUCUUUGUCGCAGUUGGAAAUCAACAGAGGCUGCAGUGGAAGGAGCACUAUGGGCCGCCUGGACGGGAAAGUGAUUGUGCUGUCAGCUGCCGCGCAGGGGAUUGGACGUGCUGCAGCAUUAGCAUUUGUGAAGGAGGGGGCUCAGGUCACAGCCACAGACAUCAACGGAGAAAAGCUGAAGGAACUGGAUGGUAUCCCGGGGAUCAAGACCAAGGUGGUGGAUGUGACUAAGAGGGACCAAGUGGAAGCCCUGGCCAAGGAGCAUGACCAUGUAGACGUGCUGUUCAACGUUGCUGGGUUUGUGCACCACGGCUCCAUCUUGGACUGCGAAGAGUCUGACUGGGACUUCACAAUGAACGUGAACGUCCGGAGCAUGUAUCUCAUGUGCAAGGCUUUUCUGCCUAAGAUGUUGGCAAAGAAGUCAGGAAAUAUUAUUAACAUGGCUUCUGUUGCAUCAAGCAUAAAAGGUGUUGUGAAUCGGUGUGUCUACAGCACCUCCAAGGCCGCAGUGAUUGGGUUCACCAAAUCUAUAGCGGCUGAUUUCAUUGAGCAAGGCAUUCGCUGCAAUUGUGUUUGUCCUGGGACUGUUGAUACUCCAUCACUGAGGGGUAGGAUCCAGGCCCAACCUGACCCAGAACAGGCUUAUAAGGAUUUCAUGGCAAGACAGAAAACUGGCAGAAUGUGUACAGCUGAGGAGGUGGCAUACCUGUGUGUAUACCUGGCCUCAGAUGAGUCAGCCUAUGUGACAGGGACAGAGCACAUCAUUGACGGAGGAUGGAGACUCUGAGAAACCUGUGGCAUCCUUAACGUGGCAGUAGUGGAGACAGUUGGCUGUUCUUUGAAGCAAAUGCCUUAAGCCCAGAUAAACUGUGCACAAAGUGAUGAUUUUUUUUCACAUAUGAUUUUGAUAGGAGAAUUUUUCCCAUUGUCUAAUCUGAAAUCUAUGCUGCAAAUGUGUCCAUCGCAGUGCCAAAAUACUAACAUGCUGGCAAAGGUUGACAGACAUUGUGACUGGCAGGUACAGUGUCAUGGUGUAAACCAGCUUUUUUAAUACAAAACGAUUUUGUGAAUUUCAAUGUGAUUAAUAAUAAAAAUGUGUCUUAAAACCCAUUUAAA